AUGGAAAUAACACACUCAUUAUCUAAUUCACCAUUUACACAAGAUAGCACAUUUGAAAUAUUUGAAAUUGGAGAUUUAGAAGAUGGAAACAAUGAUAUUGAUAAUGUUUUAGUGAAAAUACAAACUAAUCCAACUCAAAACAAUUUCUUAGUUCAACAAGAAAAUAAAUAUUGGAAAUUAAUUAAAAGAAUUUGUUUAUUUCAAGUAUUUGGAUAUAAAGGAACAUUAAUACAUGUUGUUGCAUUUUAUUUAUUUCUUCUUGGAAUAUUAUCUGCUAUUAUUGGAGUAUCAAUGGAUAUUACAGUAGAAAAAUUACAAGAUUUAAGAUUAUGGUUAUGUUCAUUAGUUAAAAAUUCAUUUUAUAAAGUUAUUAUUUGGAUUAUUUAUACAAUAAUUUUAGUUACAAUAGCAUUUCUUUGGACAAAAUUUAUUUCACCAACAGCUAAUGGAUCAGGUGUACCAGAAAUGAAAGUAACAUUAUUAGGAAAUCAUAUUCCAAAUCUUUUAACAUUUAAAACUUUAAUUAGUAAAGUAAUUGGAUUAGUUUUUGUUCUUGGAGGAGGUAUGUGGGCAGGAAAAGAAGGACCAUUUAUUCAUAUUUCAUCAUGUAUUGCUAGUCAAUUAACUCGUCUUCCAAUAUUUAAAUUUCUUAGAAAUUCAAAUGAAUUAUUUAUGCAAAUGCUUUCUACAGCAACAAGUUGUGGAGUUUCAUCUAACUUUGGAACUGCUAUUGGUGGUCUUUUAUUUUCAGUUGAAGUAACAGCAACAUAUUUUUCAGUAAGAAAUUAUUGGUUUGGAACAUUUAGUUCAGUAAUAGCUGCAUUUACAUUUAGAAGUAUUUUUAAUACAUAUUCAAAUUCACCUUCAUUAUAUAGUGGAUUAUUAUCAAUUAAUUAUUCUUUUCCUACACUUCAAAUAAAAGAUUCAUUAAUUUCAAUAUUACUUGGUGUUAUUUGUGGCUUAUUUGCUGUUCUUUUUGUAAUGUCAGUAUCAACAAUAUUUAAAACACGUCAAUAUUUAAGAAAAUAUAAAUUAGGAAGAAUUCCUUAUCUUUAUUUAUUUAUUGUUGCAUUAUUUACUAGUAUAGUUACUGCUCCUUGGUAUGGAGAAAUUAGUCCAUUUGGAUAUCCAACAUAUACAACAUUAUCACAAAUGUAUACUAAUGAUUCAAUUAAACCAUUAUUUGGAAAACAUUAUCUCUUUGCUUUAUUUUUAUUAUUUAUUGUUCGUUUUACAAUUACAGCAAUGUCUAUUUCUAUGCCAGUACCAGUUGGAUUAUUUUCUACUAAUAUAGUUGUAGGUUCAGUACUUGGUAGAUUUAUUGGAGAAUGUUUUUCAAUUUGGGGAAUAUCAAAUAAUUUAGGUCCAUCUGGAAUGGCUAUUAUUGGAGGAGCAUGUUUUGUUGGAUCAAUUACACAAACAUUUAGUUCAGCUGUGAUUAUGAUAGAAUUAAUAGAUGAUAUUAGUAUUUUAGUACCAAUGCUUAUUGCUACUGUUAUUACUAUUUGUUUUUCUAGGUUUUUUACAGUUUGUGUAUAUGAUAAAAUUGCAAUUGAUAAAAAAUUACCUUAUAUGCCUGAUAUUCAAUAUUCUUCAAAUCAAACAGCUGAGAUGGUUAUGGAUACUAAUUUAAUACCAAUUUCUGAAUAUACUAAUCUUAUUGAUUUAAAAGAGAUUGUUGAUCAAUUUCAAACUCUUUCUGAUAAAAUUCUUCCUGUUGUGAAUGAUCUUGAACAUAGUGUCCUUCUUGGUCAAGUUAAAUUGAGUGUAUUAAGAAAAUUACUUGAUGCUCAAAUCCCUGAACAUGUUGCCAAUAAAUUUUUGUUAGAUUAUAGUGAAUGUCCACUUCAUUUAUUAAGACAUACUCCUUUAAGUCAAAUUCACAUGUUGUUUAUUGCUGCAGAAAUUGAUUCUGCAUUUGUAACUAGUAAUGGUAGAUUAAUUGGUGAAAUCAAUAAGAAAUGUUUAACAGAAGCCAUUAACAAACAAAUGAAGAUUUUAUUCUAA
Messenger RNA from Entamoeba dispar SAW760, 2007 nucleotides. Its product is annotated as protein GEF1, putative. Gene Ontology annotation, cellular component: membrane. Bases 1 to 2007 code for a protein of 668 amino acids. Gene Ontology annotation, biological process: transmembrane transport; chloride transport. Gene Ontology annotation, molecular function: voltage-gated chloride channel activity. The record is from RefSeq and is a predicted model, not a curated record. The transcript is spliced from 2 exons. Lineage: Eukaryota; Evosea; Mastigamoebida; Endamoebidae.